UCGUGGACAAUAAACAAAAAAGGCGUAGUUCAACAAUCAAUCCACUCCAGCCAGUCAGUCAAGCUACUUUGUACUAAGUAAGUCUAGUCGAACUUUCAGCUGAGAAAAAUGGCUGGAAUGUGCCACUCUUGUGCCUGUUCUCGGGUCAGGCCAUCCAACCAGAUGCCGACCCGAUGUGUGAAGAACAAAAACCAAAUGCAACCAACUCAACUUAUACUACCGACAUCUAAUCUGACACGGACAUCCUGUCACUCUGCAGGUAAGCAUUUCUCCAUUCCUCCAUCCUUUCCCCCCUUCUCCAAUGUUUGCACUUGAUGUGUUCAUCAUCCGGAGAAAAUCAAACACGACUAACCGAAUUCCACCCCCUCUUGAGGCCCCUAGUUCGCUCAUCAACCGACAACCGUUGCCCG
Messenger RNA from Aspergillus piperis CBS 112811, 410 nucleotides. RefSeq lists its product as uncharacterized. Bases 109 to 315 code for a protein of 68 amino acids. The record is from RefSeq and is a predicted model, not a curated record. The transcript has a single exon. Lineage: Eukaryota; Fungi; Ascomycota; Eurotiomycetes; Eurotiales; Aspergillaceae.